AUUGCAGCGUGUUUGGUGGCGGACGGAAGUAGCUGACCCGAGCUGAACCCGUGCGGUGGCGGUUCUAGGUGACUGUCGGUGAUUGAACGGACAGAUGUUACGGUCUUAGUGGGUUUGUUCCGGACCGAUCCGUGUCCCGGAGUGACCCCACCUCCCCACGCACACAGCGGGCCUGUUAGUGAUAAGAUGUCGGGGGGACACCUGAAGGGACAGUUUAUCUAUGAACUACCACCCAAAGUCUACUGGGACUUCUGCCGGGUCAUGGACGCACUGUCAGACCUGGACUGGACCCGCUUCGCCUCGGAGGUCCUGUGCGAUCAGACUGAUGUGCGAUUGGCUGAGAGGAGUGACAGGAGGACCGACUGGGUGAUGAACCAAUGGGGCGACAGGAAAGGUCGAGUCGACGAGCUGAUUGACCUAUUAGAGCGUCUACAGCUGUUCCGACCCAAAGAUGUCAUCCUGAGAUGGACAUCCACUUUGAAGCCUCUCUCCUCCAUCCCACCCACUCCUCCCCCUCCUCAAGUCUAUGCCUCUCAGUUCGACCCCCCUCCAAAACCAUAUGAGGCCCCACCCCCUCUCAGCACCCUCAGACUGACAGAAGUUAAAGGAGGAGGAAGACCACUGCCACGACCGGCCCCGCCCCCCUUCGAUCUGGAUUCUGACAGCCGCUUAUCACGCCAAGAGGCUCCCCCGGUGGUACCGUGGGGAGGUGGAAGCGGGGUGAUGUGCUGGUCGUAUGAAGAGGUUUAUGAUGGGACAAAGGGGUUCUCUCCGUCCCUACAGGUUGGGGAGGGGGGGUUUGGAGUUGUUUACAGAGCGACCCUGGGAAACACAAAGUGCGCCAUCAAGAAACUCAAACAGGACUGUGUGUUGGACUUGACUUUCCUGAAACAAACAUUCCAGACUGAAGUGGAGAAACUUUCAAAGUUCAGACAUCCGAACAUCGUGGAUCUGCUCGGUGUCUGUGAUGGAGGAGGAUCAUUGUGUCUCAUCUACAGCUACAUGGACAACAGAUCACUGGAGGAGCAGCUACACAACCAGUGUGUUGUCCUGACCUGGUGUCAGAGACUCAGUAUUGUUGAAGACGUGUCGUCAGCGUUGGCGUUUCUCCACUCCCCCCCCGACAAACACGCACCGCUCAUCCACGGAGACGUCAAGAGCUCGAACAUCCUGUUAGACCGCCACCUUGUGGCGAAGCUGGCUGACUUCGGUCUGGCUCGGUUUGGGUCUCGCAGGUCAACAGGACCCUCUCCCACUCGGACGGUGACAGUGGGUAAAACGGAGACGGUCAGAGGAACUCUGGCAUAUCUGCCUGACGAGUAUGUGAGGAAUGGAGAGCUGGGGACCGCUGUGGAUGUCUACAGCUUUGGAGUGGUGUUGUUGGAGGUGUUGACUGGACGUCGUGCUCUGGAGAGAGACGGGAAGUCAGGAGAGAGAUAUCUGAAAGACCUGGUGGAGGAGAUUGAGGACAGUCCGACUGGCUCGUGUGCAGCACUGUGGAAGAAUCAGCUAGACCAGCGGCUCAUUACAGGGGGCACUGCAGAGCCUGCAGAGUGGAUGACUGUGUUGGCUCUUGCCUGUACCUGUUUGGACAAGAAGAGGAAGAAGAGGCCGGGAAUGAGCGAGGUCUUUCAAAAACUCAAGGAUGUCCACAACCUGGUGACGGGGACCAGCUCUUCCUCCUCUUCCCUGCAUCACCCUCUUCCCCCUCACGUCCAUAACUUCUCCCAGUCCCUCCCCUGUCCCCCCUUAUCCAUUGACUCUAGAGUAGGAGCUCUGACCAACCAAAUCGCCAAACUGGGACCACUGAAAGACACUUCCCGGACACCUCAGUCCUCUUCCUCCUCCUCGGGCGUAGGCCCCUGUGAGACUGACGAGAGUCAAGGUUUCUCUCAGUUCAGAUCAGACGGGACCAGCUCCACCUCUCUGUCCACCAGAGACCAGCGUCUCUGUGGUCCCUCAGUGUUCACGUCUGUCCCCAUUGAGGACCAGUACAACUUCCCUCCUCAUCCGAACUGCUCCAUUGACAAACCAGUGGACACUAGAGGGCAGAAAUUAUCGACACUUUACGGGGUCCCAGAAUGCUUCUCUCCUGCAGGGUCGCUGCAGUCACAGUUGUCUUCCCUAGGACCCUCAGGUACAUUUAAAUGUCAGAAGAAGCAGAGGACUCAGGGGUCGGAGCUUCUGUUGUCUGAUGACCUCUAUGGAGAGGGCGGGGCUGCCGGCUCCAGGGAUCCUGAGGAGAGCGAUGAGCUUGAUUACCUUCCUGCCAAACAAGACUGAUGGAUGACAGCGUCUCUUUCCUUAGGACCGAAGAGUCUGUGAACUCAGAUGAGGACCUGCAGGGUCACAGAUUUCCAUUAACUGUUGAUGUUCCACAUGUGCCUCUCAGCACAGUGGUGUGUCCACACAUCUUCAAAUUGUUGGAUGGAUCCGUGGGGGGGUUCCUGAGGGGCCCCGGGGGCCAGAACCUCAGUUUGAAGUGAGUGUCAUUAAAGUUAAUUCAACCACAACAAAGACACAAAGAAGCUGCAGUUACACAGAAGUACACAGCAGGGGGGGGGAUGGGCCCCAGGACGGUCUACGCUGAUCAGACCUGAUGAUGUUAAUCAAUCACAUCUAUUUAUUCCACUCAUACAAAUUUAAUUAUGUAUGAAAAUGAUCAAAUGACAGAUUAUGAUAUUUUUAUAAAUAUUUUACAUGUGACACAAAUAAAGUUGCCAUGGUGCCUUCCACA
Molecule: messenger RNA, 2737 nt
Organism: Platichthys flesus (European flounder)
Lineage: Eukaryota; Metazoa; Chordata; Actinopteri; Pleuronectiformes; Pleuronectidae
Gene: irak1
Product: interleukin-1 receptor-associated kinase 1
Exons: 15
Coding region: 187-2283 (698 amino acids)
Biological process (GO): protein phosphorylation; signal transduction
Cellular component (GO): plasma membrane
Molecular function (GO): ATP binding; protein kinase activity; protein binding
Source: RefSeq, a predicted model, not a curated record